UGGUCGGUUACAGUAGUAUGAUAAAGUCAAGGGCCCAAAAGGCAAGUCAGGCAACUUGUUUCAGUCUCUCAGACAGUAUUAGACUUAGUUAUUGUGUUCGUGUGUAUGUCAGGAGCAGUCGCCGGGAGGCUUAUAGACGUGUCAGCAAUGGGAGAAAAAAGAGUUGUACCCAAGCCAAUGAAGCAGGUGCUGGAGUGGGAUGUGGCGGUGUCUGAGAAAUUGGUCAAGUAUUUGGAUCAGAAUUAUGGGCCACUUAGCAAAUAUAAGACACAUUUUAAGGGAUUAGAGUACUCAUGUCAUGGAAUACCGUGGUUGAUUGGGACCCCUACCUUCAUCUUUCUCUUCAGCAACUUGGCUUUUAGGCAGCUAUUGGUCAACAUCUUACUUGCUCUCUUCCUUGACAUCGUUGUGGUUUCAGUUGUCAAGGCCAUUACCCGGCGACGGCGUCCACCUGGUAACAAGAAAGAUGAGAUGUUUGCCACAAUAUCAGUUGAUAAGUUUUCUUUUCCAUCUGGGCAUGCUACAAGAGCAGUCAUGUUAAGCGUUCUCUUACCAUUGAAGUAUGACCUGUUCCUGCCUAUAGCAAUACUCAUGAUGGCUUGGAGUGGGGCGGUAUGUGCGUCUCGCCUGUUACUAGAGCGCCACCAUCUCUUGGAUGUUAUUGGUGGUAUUGUGAUUGGUGUCCUAGAAGCUUUCUUCAUGUCUCACAUAUGGCUCUCUUCACAGAGUGCUCAGGGAGUGGUAAACUUCUUUCUGGAUGAGACUCAGGCAGGAGCAAGCUAUGAUGUGUGAAUUUUGUCCAUAGUCUGAGCAGGUGUGUACAGUAUUCUGUAUGGGUUUACUAUAAAAUAACUGAAGGUGAAACUGUAUUUUGUUUUUAGUUCCAUACUUUUGUUUUUAAUAUAUUUGUAUUUUUUUUCAGUGUUGUCUAAGACCUUGUGUGAAAAUAUAGAAAUGUAAAGGAAAUAUGAAACCAGGUAACUGUUAAGUAAUGACUACAUAUAGGUGCUGUAUAUAUUUCACAUCAGGUGUAGCUUUGUGAAGAUAUUGGAAGAAGGCAAAAAAAGGGAAAUUUCCAGUAGGAGUUAAGACAUUCAAGAGACUGACAGAGAAUGUGUACAGUAUUAUAUUAUUUUAUUAGUAAAGGAAUUGAGUCCCAGGUGUGCAUAUUUAACUCAGGGACAACUAGCACAAUCAGAUUUUUAUUCAGGAUAUUAUCUUAUCAUCAGUGUCUUACAUCUCUGCUGGUAAAUCAUACAGUAUGUCUAUAGAUAUCAGUUGCUCAUGAUAGUCUUUGUUUCCAGUGAAGAAACAAUAAUUUAUUAUACAGAUGAACCUCUCUAAUCCGGCAGUCAUGGGACCCGAUACCUUCUUGGAUGAAACAAUUUGCCAGAUCACAGGUGGUCACUUAAGAAUAACUUGAAAGAAUGAAAUAGUAAAGGAAAAUAGGUACAGUGUUUUUAUUAGCUUACCCUAAAGUGAUAUUCUUCUUCAUAAUAACACCUAAAAAGCUAAAAAUAAUUAUGAUAAAAUAUAAUGCUGUAAUAAAUAAAAAUUUACAGUACAGUACUUAAAAUAACAAUGGUGUUGAGAAGAGGAGGAAGCUAUAAAGACCAUAUAAUCUCUGUAAAAAUGCCUGUCUAUAUUUAUUAUGUUUGUGUUUAGUGAAAUAUUUGAUGGUUCACCUGGAAAAUACUGUACUGUACUUCUAUAUUGCCAACACUCAACUAAACAUUCUACUAUAGAUACAGAAUAUAAAAAUUAACACAGCCAAGAGACAUCCAAACAAAGUAAACAAUAUGGCUGCAUUGAGAUGGGAGAAGGUGCUAAGAACUGAACUAAUCAUACCAGACCAUGGGAGGUGAACUAACAUUCCCCAAAUUGUCCAGACCACAUGUGGUUCUGGAUAAUAGAAUACUGUAUUGGAUUUGAGAAGUUCAACUGUAUGAUCACCUCUGACGUGAUGUAUAUAGUGUACUGUAUUGCAUAGUGUACAAGUGGGAAACUCUCUUGCUACUCAAAUUGGGAAUCAGACCAGUGACCAUUUGUGUACAGUACUGUGUGAAUUUUUUCCCAGCCGAGUCCGAGAGCCACCGUGUUUCUUCAGUGCAUAUAAGAAGUUGCACUUGUAUGUUGUUUAUAUUGAAUGGGAUGAUGGUAGUUCUACAGGUUGAGACACAUUAUUGUCCCAAACUUAUUUUCUACCUUUUCCCUAAAUCACAGAGGGAUCGCUUUUCUCUCUCUGAGGGAUUGAGUGAACAGUAUUUUCUUCAUAAUUUUACUGAGUUGUGGUGGAUAUUUAGGAAUUUUUUGCUCUAUAGUAAUUUGGUUAGUUGUAUUUUAUAUUAAGACUCGAUUAUGUUUUAUUUGAUGUUGACGAUUUGUUAAUAACGAAACACUUGUUAUUCUGUUAUCCUUUAUGUUUGCUAAGUUUUUUAAUUUAUCAGGAUAUAAAUGGUAACUAAGAAUGAAAGAAACAAUAAAUAAAACAGCUUUAAGAGGGACAGAUUGGUAUUGUUUGAUGUGAUGCCUUUUUAUGUUGUUUUGAUGUUCAAGAGAAAGGCCUUCUUUAAAAGUACUUGAAAUCAAAAAAGUUUUGUCAUAAUGUAAUGUAUAAUAAAUAAAACUGGAGAAUUUUAAA
Messenger RNA from Homarus americanus (American lobster), 2641 nucleotides. Its product is annotated as phospholipid phosphatase 6-like. The transcript has 5 exons. Gene Ontology annotation, molecular function: sphingosine-1-phosphate phosphatase activity. The record is from RefSeq and is a predicted model, not a curated record. Lineage: Eukaryota; Metazoa; Arthropoda; Malacostraca; Decapoda; Nephropidae. Bases 106 to 792 code for a protein of 228 amino acids.